AUGAAGAAGGGCAGAAAGGCUCUGCAGUGUCUCCUUUCAGUUCUUCUUGCCUUCCUGCCUUCUGCUUCUUCAUUCUAUGGACAACCGAAGUUUAUGGCGCUGGUUCCUUCCCAGCUCCGCACUGAGACCCCUGAGAAAAUCUGCCUCCAUCUAUACCAACUGAGUGAGCCAGUGACUGUGAAAGCAUCCUUGCAGUUUAGCUGGGGAAGCAGAAGUCUCUUCAAUGAUCUUGUGGUUGACAAGGACAUGUUCCAUUGCGUCUCCUUCACUCUCCCCAGAGUCUCAUCUUCUGAGGAGAAGGUGUCCCUCUCUGUCCAUGUCAAAGGACCAAAACACGAAUUCAGCAAAACGAAUGUGGUGAUGGUGAAGAACCAAGAAAGUGUUGUCUUUGUCCAGACAGACAAACCCAUGUACAAACCAGGACAGCCAGUUAAAUUUCGUGUUGUCGCUAUGGAUACAAAUCUGCACCCACUGAAUGAGUUGUUUCCUCUGGCUUACAUUGAGGACCCGAAAACAAAUCGCAUCAUGCAGUGGCGGGAUAUUAACACAGAGAACGGGCUCAAGCAACUGUCCUUCAGCCUGUCAUCUGAGCCCAUUCUAGGCUCCUACAAAAUAGUGCUACAAAAACAAUCAGGAGUGAAGAAAGAGCACUACUUCACCGUGGAAGAAUUUGUCCUUCCCAGAUUUGAAGUUCGAGUAAAGGUCCCGAAGGCCAUUUUCAUUAAAGAUGAAAAAUUGAACGUGACUGUGUGUGGAGUAUACACCUAUGGGAAGCCUGUACCAGGACAUGUAAAGAUACGUACGUGCCAUAAAUACCAGCAGUACCGCAGGCAGAUAGAGACUCAAUGCAGAGAGUCCAGUUACCAGCUAGACAAUAAUGGCUGCAGCACACAAGAAGAAGACAUCACUGAGCUUCAAUUAAAGGAAAAAACAUUUGAAGACCAGUAUCUUCAUGUGAAUGCAAAGAUUACAGAAGAAGGGACAGGAUUGGAGUUCAGUGGAUCUGGAUCAACUAAAAUUGAAAGAGCAGCAAUCAAACUCAUAUUUGUGAAAGCAGAUUCACACUUUAAACAAGGGAUUCCAUUCAUUGUGAAAGUCCGCCUAGUAGAUGUCAAGGGAGCUCCCAUCCCAAAUGAAGAAGUCUUCAUCAAACCCCGGGAACUUGACUACACCAAUGUAACGACCACUGAUCAGCAUGGCCUGGCAGAGUUCUCUAUCAACACCACCAACUUUGAUAAGCAUUCUCUCACUAUCAAAGUCUACCACAAGGAACAAAGUUCGUGUUUCCAUGAGCUUUGCCUAAAUGAACACACAGAGUCACUCCAUGUGGCUCAUAGUGUUUACUCCUUCAGCCGGAGCUAUAUCCACCUAGAAAAGGACGCUGGCGUCUUACCCUGCAGUCAGACUCACAAAGUUCGGGUGCAUUUUCUUGUGAAGGGUCGAGUCAUAAUUACGAUGAGAGACCUUACUUUUUAUUACCUGGUCAAGGCCAAGGACAGCAUUAUCCAGACUGGAAGCCACACUCAAAGCAUGGAGCCUGAAAAAUCUCCAGUAAAAGGAGACUUUGACCUACAGAUCCCUGGGGAGUUGAGCAUGGCUCCUGUGAUUAGCGUACUCGUCUACACCAUCUUUCCUAAUGGAGAAAUAAUUGCAGAUUCUGCAAAAUAUUAUGUUGAAAAGUGUCUUCUCAACAGAGUGGAUCUGAUCUUCACCCCAGCCCGAAGUCUUCCAGCCUCACAGGUCCAUCUGCAGGUCAGAGCUUCUCCUCUGUCCCUCUGUGGCCUGAGGGCUGUGGACCAAAGUGUGCUGCUUCUGAGACCUGAAGCUGAGCUCUCCCCUUCCUGGAUAUACAACCUGCCAGAAAUGCGGCAAACUGAAUUCAUUCCAACUCUAGACCAACUAUUUCAAGAGCUAGAACCGUGUGUUGAGACUAACAAGCCCACAGAUGAAGUCUUAUUGCACCCAGAUGAGAAGGAUGUCUACCAUUAUGUGAAGGACAUGGGCUUAAAGGCAUUCACCAACUUGAAGAUCAAACAUCGUAAAUUUUGUCUUCCACUUCCUGACCUCUGUAUGGACUUUUGCAUUGUGUGGAUUUCUGAUCCAAGAGUUUGUACCUAUACCCCUUUCAUGCCUUCUCUGGGAUUCGAUGAUGUGACUAACAAAGGAGACUCAAGAACCAUGCCCGAAGUAGGACAUGAAGAUCUAGCCACUGAGACAAUUCGAAAAUAUUUUCCCGAAACUUGGAUCUGGGAUUUAGUCACAGUAAACUCAUCUGGAGUGACUGAAAUGGAGGUGACAGUCCCUGACACCAUCACUGAGUGGAAGGCUGGAGCCCUCUGCCUGUCCAAUGACACUGGCCUUGGCCUCUCUCCUGUGGUAUCUCUCCAAGCCUUCCAGCCCUUCUUCGUGGAGCUCACGAUGCCCUACUCUGUGAUCCGUGGAGAAGCCUUCACACUCAAGGCCACUGUGUUCAACUACCUCCCUACAUGCAUCCGGGUGGGUGUGCUGCUCGAAGACUCCCCUGAUUUCACAGCUGUCCCAGUGGCAAAAGACCAAGAUUCUCACUGCCUCUGUGCCAAUGGGAGGCACACCGCAUCCUGGUUGGUAACUCCCAAGUCAUUAGGGAAUGUGAACUUCUCUGUGACUGCGGAAGCACAACAGUCCCCAGAGCCUUGUGGUUCUGAGGUGGCCACAGUUCCUGAAACCGGGAAAAAGGACACAGUUGUCAAAGUCCUGAUAGUUGAGCCCGAAGGAAUUAAGAAGGAACAUACCUUCAGUUCACUGCUCUGUGCAUCAGGUGAGAAUCCUUCAAAACAACAUUUCUUCAAAACACAAACAAAGCCUUCCAUUCCAGGCUAUCAGAGAGAACUGAACUACAAACACAAGGAUGGCUCCUAUAGCAGCUUUGGUGAUCAAGAUGGCCAGAGCGAAGGAAACACUUGGCUCACAGCCUUUGUGCUCAAGUCUUUUGCCCAAGCUCGAGCCUUCAUCUUUGUCGAUGAAACACACAUCACCCAUGCCUUCACCUGGCUGUCCCAGCAGCAGCAGGACAACGGCUGUUUUAGGAGCUCUGGAUCGAUGUUCAACAACGCCAUGAAGGGUGGAGUAAAGGAUGAAGUGACCCUCUCUGCCUAUAUUACCAUUGCCUUUCUAGAGAGUUCAAUCCCAGACACACAUCCCGUUGUCUCCAAAGCCCUGACCUGCCUAGAGUCAUCCUGGAAAACAAUACAGCAAGGGGGAAACGACAACUUGGUGUACACCAAGGCUCUGCUAGCCUAUGCUUUUGCUCUGGCAGGGAACCAGGAUAAGAGAAAUGAAAGCUAUCAGAGAGAACUGAACUACAAACACAAGGAUGGCUCCUAUAGCAGCUUUGGUGAUCAAGAUGGCCAGAGCGAAGGAAACACUUGGCUCACAGCCUUUGUGCUCAAGUCUUUUGCCCAAGCUCGAGCCUUCAUCUUCAUCGAUGAAAAACACAUCACCCAUGCCUUCACCUGGCUGUCCCAGCAGCAGCAGGACAACGGCUGUUUUAGGAGCUCUGGAUCGCUGUUCAACAAUGCCAUGAAGGGUGGAGUAAAGGAUGAAGUGACCCUCUCUGCCUAUAUUACCAUUGCCUUUCUAGAGAGUUCAAUCCCAGACACACAUCCCGUUGUCUCCAAAGCCCUGACCUGCCUAGAGUCGUCCUGGAAAACAAUACAGCAAGAGGGAAAUGGCAACUUUGUGUACACCAAGGCACUGCUAGCCUAUGCUUUUGCUCUGGCAGGGAACCAGGAUAAGAGAAAUGAAAUCAUGAAAUCACUUGAUAAUGAAGCUAUAAAAGAAGAAAACUCCAUCCAUUGGGAAAGACCUCAGAAACCCAUGCAAUCAGAGAGGUCUCUGUACAAACCGCAGGCUCCCUCUGCUGAAGUGGAGAUGAACGCCUAUGUCCUCCUCACUCUCCUCACUGCCCAGCCAGCCCCAACUCCUGAGGACCUGGAUGUGGCAGUACGCAUCGUGAAGUGGCUCACAAAGCAGCAGAAUCCCCAGGGUGGCUUCUCUUCCACACAGGACACUGUGGUGGCUCUCCAUGCUUUGUCCAAGUAUGGGGCAGUUACUUUUGCUGGAAGUCAGAAAACUCCUUCAGUCACCAUCCAAUCUUCAGGGACAUUUUCCAGAAUAUUCCAAAUAGAGAGCAGCAAUCGACUGUUACUGCAGCAGGUCUUACUACCAGACAUCCCUGGGGACUAUGACAUCAAUGUGUCAGGGGAAGGAUGUGUGUAUGCUCAGACAACACUGAGGUACAACGUGCAAUUGGAGAAACAGGAGUCUGCAUUCACACUGAGGGUGCAGACCUUGCCUCUGACAUGUGGUAACCCUGAAGGCCACAACAGCUUCCAGAUAUCACUAGAAAUAAGUUACACAGGGAGCCGCCCAGCAUCCAACAUGGUGAUUGUUGAUGUGAAGAUGGUGUCUGGUUUCAUCCCCUUGAAACCAACAGUGAAAAAGCUUGAAAGAUCAGAACAUGUUAGCAAAACGGAAAUGAGCACCAACAAGGUCUUGUUAUAUGUGGAUCAGGUGACCAAUCAGACACUGACCUUCUCCUUCGUCAUUCAACAAGACAUCCCAGUAAGGAACCUGCAGCCUGCCAUUGUGAAAGUCUAUGACUACUAUGAGACAGAUGAAGUGGUCUUUGCCGAAUACAGCGCCCCCUGCAGCUCAGGUGAGCACCUAGCAUUCCUUGCCACAAGCCUACCUCUGGCUUCCUUCACUCCAAAACUACCCAAAACUUUUGUUAGAUGA
Molecule: messenger RNA, 4776 nt
Organism: Cricetulus griseus (Chinese hamster)
Lineage: Eukaryota; Metazoa; Chordata; Mammalia; Rodentia; Cricetidae
Source: RefSeq, a predicted model, not a curated record